Messenger RNA from Aplosporella prunicola CBS 121167, 2883 nucleotides. RefSeq lists its product as uncharacterized. The coding region runs from base 213 to 2753 and encodes 846 amino acids. The record is from RefSeq and is a predicted model, not a curated record. Gene Ontology annotation, biological process: rRNA processing. Gene Ontology annotation, molecular function: RNA helicase activity; ATP binding; nucleic acid binding. The transcript is spliced from 2 exons. Gene Ontology annotation, cellular component: nucleus. Lineage: Eukaryota; Fungi; Ascomycota; Dothideomycetes; Botryosphaeriales; Aplosporellaceae.
GCAAAAACGUCAUAUGCAUGCGUGCCGGACAAGCUCACGGCUAUGCGAGCACUGUGGCUAAAGCCCGGCUUGCCUACAGAGAGAAUGGCGAUGCUUGCCAGGCCUGUCCGGGUUCCCGCAGAGCAGAGAGUUGGGAGUGAUUUAGCUGUGGCCUGUGCGCCCAACUUUUUUGCCCGCCGCGGCCAGAGCCCUCUCACCUCCGCAACUCAAUCAUGGCGGGCACACUUACCGGUCACACCAAGCCUACCAAGGUCAAGAAGCUGCAGCGCUCCCAGAAGCGCAAGCGCAGCGAUGUCGACGUCGAAAAACUCGCCCAGGCUGUCGCCGACCUCGACAUCAAAGCCGGCGAGUUCAAGAGCUUCACCGACCUGCCCCUGUCCGAUCCUACCAAGGCCGGUCUCAAGUCCAGCCACUUCGCCGCCAUGACCGACAUCCAGGCCAAGGCCAUCCCGCUGGCCCUCAAGGGCGCCGACAUCCUGGGCGCCGCCAAAACCGGUAGCGGAAAGACGCUGGCCUUUAUUAUCCCUGUCCUGGAGAACCUGUACCGGUCGCAGUGCAUUGGCGGGGACGCUGGACUCGGCGCCAUGAUCAUCUCUCCCACGCGCGAGCUGGCCAUCCAGAUCUUCGACGUCUUGUACAACAUCGGCAAGAAGGGGCAUUUGUUCGCGGCUGGUCUGAUCAUUGGCGGAAAGGGCCUUCAAGAGGAAAGGGAUGCGCUUGUCCGCAUGAACAUUGUCGUCUGCACGCCCGGCCGCAUAUUGCAGCACCUGUCGCAAACGGUCGGCUUCAACUGCGACAACUUGCAGAUGCUUGUGCUGGACGAGGCGGACCGCAUUCUGGACAUGGGCUUCCAAAGGGACGUCGACGCUAUCCUUGACUACCUGCCGCAGCAGAGGCAGACGCUGCUCUUCUCGGCUACGCAGACCAAGAAGGUGUCGGACCUUGCUAGACUGAGCCUCAAGGAUCCGGAAUACGUUUCCGUUCAUGAAGCCGCUACAACUGCGACUCCGAAAACGCUGCAGCAGAACUAUGUGGUCACGCCCCUGUCCGAGAAACUGGAUACGCUAUGGAGUUUCAUACAAGCCAGCAAGAAAUCCAAGAUUAUGGUUUUCCUGUCUUCCGGCAAACAGGUCCGCUUCGUUUACGAGAGCUUCCGUCACAUGCAACCCGGUAUUCCUCUACUGCAUCUCCACGGCCGUCAAAAGCAGACUGCCCGCUUGGACAUCACACAGAAGUUCUCUGCCGCUAAGACGUCGUGUCUUUUCGCGACGGACGUGGUAGCUCGUGGACUGGACUUCCCGGCCGUGGACUGGGUUGUGCAGGUUGAUUGCCCUGAAGAUGCUGAUACUUAUAUUCACCGCGUGGGCAGAACGGCACGAUAUGAGAGGGACGGACGUGCGGUACUCUUCCUGGACCCUAGCGAAGAGGAGGGCAUGCUGAAGCGAUUGGAGGCGAAGAAGGUUCCCAUCGAACGCAUCAACGUGCGGACAAAGAAGCAACAGAGUAUCAAGAACCAGCUGCAGAACAUGUGCUUCAAGGACCCGCAACUCAAGUACCUGGGUCAGAAGGCAUUUGUUUCCUACGUCCGAUCGAUUCACGUGCAGAAGGACAAGGAAAUCUUCAAGCUCAACGACCUACCGCUCGAGGAGUUUGCGGCAAGCCUGGGCCUGCCGGGUGCGCCGCGCAUCAAGUUCAUGAAGGGAGACAAUGCCAAGGAGCUCAAGAACGCGCCGCGCCACGUCAUGUCGUCGUCGGAAGACGAGGACUCGGAGGCGGAAGGCAAGAAGGCCAAGAAGAAGGACGCCGUCCGCACCAAGUACGACCGCAUGGUCGAGCGCAAGAACCAGGAUGUCCUCGCCGACCACUACAGCAAGCUCAUCCAGGACGAAGAGGAGGACGGCGACGACAAUGCCGCCGGCGCCCAGGGCUCAGCCGACGACGACGACGACUUCAUGACCGUCAAGCGGCACAUCCCCGCCGAAGGAGAAGAAGAAGGCGAGGCCGCGCCCGCUCGCACGGCGCCCAGCGAAACGCAAGCCGCGGCCUCGGAAGGCAAGAAGGUGGUGGAGCUGCCGGGCGCCAAGGAGGCCCUCAUCGUGGACAGCAAGCGGCGCGAGAAGCUGCUCAAGAGCAAGAAGAAGCUGCUCAAGUUCAUGGACAAGGGGCAGAAGCUGGUCUUUGAUGACGACGGCAACGCGCACGAAAUCUACGAGCUCGAGGACGAGGCGGCCUUCCGCCAGCGUGGCUCCGCCGCCGAGCAGCGCCAGAAAUUCGUCGACGAGGAGCGCGCGCGCGUCGAGCAGGCCGAUGUCGAGGACCGCGAGCUGGCAAGGGAGAAGCGCCGCGAGAAGAAGAUCAAGAGGAAGGAGCGCGCCAAGGCGGAGAAGGAGGCGGACGAGAGCGGCAGCGACGACGACGACGACGACGCCGAGGGUGGCGCAGAAGGCGGCGUCGCGCUCGGUGGCGUCGACCAAGACGCGUUCAACGACUUCAAGACCUUCUUGGCGGACGCGGCGGCGGGUAGUGGAGGGGAAGAGCAAGAGGAAGAGGAAGAGGAGGAAGAAGCAAAGCAGCCGAAGAAGAAGAGGGCCAAGAAGUGGUUCGAGGACGAGUCGUCGGGAGAUGAGGACACUGGGGACAGGAAGAAGAAGAAGAGGAAGGCUAGGGCUGCUGCUGCGGCGGCGGCGGCGGCGGAGCCCGAGACGCUGGAGGACUUGGAGGCGCUGGCUGCGGGCGUGUUGGGCGGCGCUUGAGCUUGGGCGUGAGCUUGAGCUUGAGUUUGGGCUUGAGGAGGGUCCUGUGGUCUGUGGGCUGUGAGGUCUGAUGGUGGUGCAGCUAAUCAGUCAGUCAGUCAGUCAGUCCGUCAGUCCGUCAGCCAGUCAG